AUGAACGACAACGAGGAAUUAGAACAAGACAAUCAGCGAAGACUAAACCUCCUCUACGCAGGACGACAAGCCAACCUGCAGCGGAUUCAACAGGACUCACAAAACCCUAUGUGGCAACGACAACUCGGUGCGCUGGACGCACACAUCGAACGACGACAACAUGCACAAGGAGAUCCCGCACGGAUCCGCCAGAUCAACCAAGAACUGGAAGAACAGGUCGAAUCAGAAACGACCAAGAACACCCCCAACGACUCGGAAACACCUCGCGAUGUUGCCCGCCAACAUGCCCAACUGGAAGUCGCCUUUGAAGUCGCUUCAGUCAACGACACCAGCUCUGGAGAGGACUCUGACGAAGAAAUACAGUGGUAUCACUGCUACCAAGACCAGCGCCGAGUCCACUAUAUCAAGAAAGACGAAGCAUGGAAGAAACAGCAAGAAAACGACGAACAAGGAACGGACGAGCAGUCAAAAAACUAG
Molecule: messenger RNA, 477 nt
Organism: Colletotrichum truncatum
Lineage: Eukaryota; Fungi; Ascomycota; Sordariomycetes; Glomerellales; Glomerellaceae
Source: RefSeq, a predicted model, not a curated record